Molecule: messenger RNA, 2652 nt
Organism: Gymnogyps californianus (California condor)
Lineage: Eukaryota; Metazoa; Chordata; Aves; Accipitriformes; Cathartidae
Gene: GPR137C
Product: G protein-coupled receptor 137C
Exons: 7
Coding region: 1-1209 (402 amino acids)
Biological process (GO): positive regulation of TORC1 signaling
Cellular component (GO): lysosomal membrane
Source: RefSeq, a predicted model, not a curated record
AUGAGCGCGACGACGACGGCGGCGGCGGCCCUCGCUGAGGGGGCGGCCCUGGCUGAGGGGGCCGCCGUCCCCUACGCGGUGGAGCUGGGGCUGACCGUGCUCCACACGGCUCUCUACGCCGCCCUCUUCCUCUUCGCCUACCUGCAGCUCUGGCUGCUCCUCUACUACCGGGAGCGGCGGUUGAGCUACCACACGCUCUGCCUCUUCCUCUGCCUGCUCUGGGCAGCCCUCAGGACCACCCUCUUCUCCUUCUACCUGCAGAACUCCCUGCAGGCCCUCCGCCUCCAGCAGCCCUUCGCCCACUGGCUCCUCUACUGCCUGCCCGGCUGCCUGCUCUUCUCCAGCCUCUGCCUCCUCAACCUCUAUUUCGCUGAGGUCAUAUUCAAAGUGAAAUGUGCAGCUGAAUUCAACAAGUACAAGGUCCUGUUGUAUCUGGGCUCCAUAUUUACCAGCCUGCUCUUCUUAGUUGUGAACUUAACUUGUGCAAUGUUAAUCCAUGGUGAGGUCCCGGAGAACCAGCUGAGGUGGACAGUCCUUGCCCGCGCCCUCGUCAAUGACAGCCUCUUUAUCCUCUGUGCCAUCUCGCUAGCUUGCUGCAUGUGCAAACUAGGAAAGAUGUCUUCAGCGAAUGUCUACCUCGAGUCUAAGGGAACAUCUGUCUGUCAGGCUAUUCUUGUGGGAUCUGUAGUCGCUCUUCUGUAUUCCUCAAGGGCUUGCUAUAACCUGGUAGCUGUGGCCAUAUCUCCAGACAAUGUUCCUGGUCCUUUUAACUAUGGCUGGGACAACCUUUCAGACAAGGUGCAUGUGGAAGUGAGCAGUGAAGAGUACGUGGUGUUUGGAGUUGUCCUCUUCCUCUGGGAGCUGGUGCCAACGACCUUCGUGGUGCUGUUCUUCCGGGCUCAGAGACUGAGUCAGAACUUGACUCCAGCGGGGAUGGUCAAUAGCCACAGUUACAGCUCCAGAGCCUACUUUUUUGACAAUCCGAGGCGCUACGACAGCGAUGAUGACUUGUCACGGCUUGGGGCCAGAGAAGGAGGCUUGGCCACCCCUCAGUGCUCUGGCUGCUAUGGGUCCCUGGCUGGGAAUGACAGCUACGCGGUGGGUCCCCAUCUCGGCGGAACCGCUACAGACAGUGCCCCCUUGCUCUUUGCCGCAGGCGGCUCGGAGAUGAAUAAUCGCCAUAGCUCAUACACUGCACCACAGAACUGAAGAGGCUGCGAGGUCCCCUUCUUCCCAGAAGUGGCAUUCAUGUAUAGGAUUGUAACCUGGUUUUCUCUUUCCUUCUUCCCUGAAGCAUCUAACUCAUCGACACAAACAUUCCACUACCUGCUGCAGCUGUAAGCAGGACUGAGCCUAUGGCUGCAGGCAGUAAGCAAGAGAACUGUGACUUUAAGGUACCAUGUAGCAAAGCGAAGCUGAACUCUCUGGAAGCUUUUUCUUGGUCUGGUCUUCAAGAUGUUGGCAGCUAAAUGCACCAGAGCUUCCUCACUAGAAAAGAAACAUCAAAUGCAUAUUUGCACUUUUAUCUGCACACUUGGAAGGAACGAAUCUUGCUCAGACUGUGCUUGGUCUGAGACUGUUCUAGUUACUCUUUUAAUUGCACAUCCAUAGCUGGGAGAGGCACAGUCUUCCUGCAAAGACGUGUUCUGUGAAGUACUCUGCAUCCUGACUCACUUGGGAGUGUGAAGCUCUGUUAACCGAGCGCGAUACGGGCAGGGCCUCCUGCCGUGAAUGUUAAAGCAUACUGUGCCAUAUUCUCACCCGGCAGGGCUGAGGCCUCUGGGCUGAGUGUGGUCUUGCUCUGACUGCUGGUCCUCGGUUCACCUGGUUGCUGAACUGUCCUACCUAGGACUGUGUGUUCAAAGCUGAGCUCAAAGCAUAUCCUAGCAGAGGUCUGUGAGGGUGAGAACAAGUGCUCCUACUGGUGUUAAGAUCACUAUGGUGUAACCAACCCACUAGCUUACGGCAAAGGAAGAGGGCUGGCUCGGACGGUAGCUGCUGUCAAGUGAGGGGGCAAGACUUUAUAGGCUGCUGCCUUCAGGGAAAGCUUAGAGCUGGAGCUGGCUCAGCGAGAGUGUGCGUGCGGGAACACGUGUGGCCCAAAGCACCUGUAAAACUAGGGCUGCUUUAACUGGUGGGUGGUGAGGGCAGGUCCUGCUCCCCUCUCCUCUUCACCCAUGGUGGGGCUCCCCUUUUCCCCCUCAGUAUUAAAUUGCAUUUAGCAGAUAACCAAGAGUUUUAACCUGAAGUGAAUGUGAACUGGUGGGGUCCCCAUGGAGGUGCAGGAGGUGUCUGUCUGCUUGUUGAGGCAAUGCCUGCUGUUGCAGAGGGAGGUGGCAGACACUGCAGAGAUCUGGUCCCUGGGCUCCCUGCUCUCUCCUCCCCUGCCAUGGGGCAGGACCGUGGGCCUGGAGCCCUCCCACUGCCACAGCAGCUGUGUCAGCAGCACUUAGUGGUGUACGCAGGGUUUCAGUGUGCUGGGUCAGUCUGGGAGGAGGUUUCUCUGUCUCUCUUUAACCAAAAUAGCCAAGUUUGACUGGCCUGUAGCUCCAUCGGGCUCUUGGAGAUGAGGCUUGAUGUUAUUCCUGGCUUGUCACUCAGCCUGAUGUGUGGAUGAGCGAAGCAGCUUUGGACACAGGUGUGGAUGGAGGU